AUGCUCGUCAACGCCGUCCGCGCCUCCAUCCGCCCCGCCGUCCUCAAGGCCUCGCGUCCUGCCGCCCUCGCUGCCGUUCGCUUCUCGUCCUCGCACGCCAAGGAGGAGUCCUACGACGAGUUCAACGCCAAGUACACCACCUUCUUCGAGCAGGUUGGCGACCUCUUCGAGCUCCAGCGUGGACUGAACAACUGCUUCGCCUACGACCUCGUCCCCUCCACCUCUGUCAUCGAGGCCGCCCUCCGCGCCUCGCGCAAGGUCAACGACUACGCCACCGCCGUCCGCAUCCUCGAGGGUGUCAAGGCCAAGGUUGAGAACAAGGGACAGUACGAGGCUUACCUUAACGACCUCAAGCCGGUUAUCGAGGAGCUCGACGGUGCUGUCCGCCAAGCCUGCCAACCUCCGCCGCCCUCCGAGACGCUUCUUGACGUAGAAUGGUUAGCUAACACCCCAGGCGUUGAGACCAAGGAGGAGCUCUACAACCUCUAA
This is a messenger RNA of Trichosporon asahii var. asahii CBS 2479, 489 nucleotides long. RefSeq names its product cytochrome-c oxidase chain VI precursor. Bases 1 to 489 code for a protein of 162 amino acids. NCBI's taxonomy places the organism in Eukaryota, Fungi, Basidiomycota, Tremellomycetes, Trichosporonales, Trichosporonaceae. Gene Ontology annotation, cellular component: mitochondrial inner membrane. The record is from RefSeq and is a predicted model, not a curated record. The transcript is spliced from 3 exons. Gene Ontology annotation, biological process: mitochondrial electron transport, cytochrome c to oxygen.